AUGAGAUGUUGUGAUGCAAUAGAUAUAAUAGAUGGAGUACUUUCAUUUUUGUGUAGUCAAGUUGAAAUUGAGAGAUUGGAUAUCAAUCUCAUUAUCGGAAUGCUGAGUAGAAUUAUAUUUUUUAUUAUAAUGAUCGCUGAUCGUGAUUUGAGGACUUACACUUUGAAAGAAUUUUUUUCAUAGGUUGGAGCAUGGGCAAUUUUUCAUAUUUACAUUUUUGGUUUUGAGAGAAAAUAUUUCUUCUAAGGCUAAUCUAAUACAAAAAUUAGAGAAUAUGUAUCUAAAAUAAUGGAUAUUUUGUAAUAAGUUAUUGGAGUUCUUUACUUAUCAUUUAAUUAUGAAUCAGAUUUAGAAUUAGCAGCUUUAAUUAUCUUCUCUAUUAAUCUUGGAUUAGGAGUUAUAGAAUUAAUCAAAUCAUUUAUUUUAAAUAAUCAUAUAAAAAAUUAUUCUAAAGAAGGAGGACUUUUAGAAUUUUUUAUUGGAUCAUUCUUAGGAAUUCUAGGAGUUUGUAUCUUCUUAAUUAUUUCUGCUGAAAAAUAUUGGGAAGAAAUUUCAGAAGAAAGUAAUAGAGUAAUACCGCUUAUUUUAACUUUGAUAGGACAGUUUAUAUUGUUAUUUAUAGCAUUUUUGUUAUCAUGUGCAGAUUAUUCAAAAAGAUCAUAGGAUUGCACGAAGAGCAUUUUGGGAUUUUUAUAUGGGCUUACAUUUGGUGUUUUUAGUAUAUUCUAUGGUUAUCUUCUUGGAGUUUAUUUAUUUUUCUAUAUGAUAUAUAUAUGUAUAACACAUACACCUCCACCUAAAUAAGUUAAGCCUGUAGCUGAUAUUUGA
This is a messenger RNA of Paramecium sonneborni, 828 nucleotides long. Lineage: Eukaryota; Ciliophora; Oligohymenophorea; Peniculida; Parameciidae. The record is from the annotation of a GenBank genome assembly.